AUGUUAUGUCCAGAAAUAUCCAAUUUUCCCUUGCCGAAAGUUAUAACAUGUAUUAAGGAAAACGAAGACUUUGAUUUCAUACAAAAAUCUAUAAGAAUGAACAAUUUUUAUGAAAGUGUUAUAUUGACUUGUCCCCAUGAAAUGAAUGUUCCAAAUACGGUUCAAGAAAAAAUAUUAGAAGACAACGAGUACUACCGAGUCGAGAGCUGUUCAAUCACCGAGUUUCUGGUACCAACAUUUAUUGAAAGUUUCGUUAAAAACGGACGUCUCUACUGUUUAUCAGUUAACAGAAAUUGUAUCAUAGAAAAUUGUGCUGCUAUUACACCUGAAGGAAUAUUAACAUUACACCUUCUAAAAUUUGUUUAUCAAUCCUUAGGUUUAGAAGGUACUAAACGAAACCAUGACUUUUAUGAAAUAGAAUUGGAUUUAAAAAAAUUAAGACACAUAGAUAAAUUUCAUUCAAGUCUCAGUAAACUUGAACCAUUUGACUUCAAUAUUCUUUGGGAGCCUAAUAAUGUCAAUGUUUGCCCAUCAUCCAUUGCUAAAUAUUUUGAUGAUAGAGGAGUAAGUGUUGCACUUUCUCCUUUAGUGGUGAAGAAAAUCAGUUCAACAAUAACAGAGAUCCCAGUUUUACAGGACGUCCCUAUCAAUGAAAUGCAUGAGUGGAUUGGAAUGUUGGCACACAAAGUUAGUAUGGAUCAAAAAGAAGCUUACAUCAGUUCAUAUGAACAACCAAAUAGUGAUAACGCUUUAAGAUCAAAUAGAAUAUCUAUUAUCAUUGUAAAAGGCUUUUUUACACCAACUAUCAUAGAACAAGUGUGCCAAAGCUUGACUGAAUAUGUAUCUACUAAGGACAUUAAACAUUAUUGGGCAUCAUGUUCCUUCCAAAGUUGCGAUAAUUGCCCUUGGCGAUGGAAAAUGUCUUCGCCAGUCAUGUUUCAAUCUCAUGAUUGUUCAUGUAGUAUAUUUAUUACAAAUAAAAGUUUUAAAAUGUAUUCUAUUGGACAAUUAAAGUAUUCAUGA
Messenger RNA from Diatraea saccharalis (sugarcane borer), 1023 nucleotides. Lineage: Eukaryota; Metazoa; Arthropoda; Insecta; Lepidoptera; Crambidae. The record is from the annotation of a GenBank genome assembly.